Messenger RNA from Cucumis sativus (cucumber), 1321 nucleotides. Its product is annotated as protein DOWNY MILDEW RESISTANCE 6. The transcript has 4 exons. The coding region runs from base 71 to 1090 and encodes 339 amino acids. NCBI's taxonomy places the organism in Eukaryota, Viridiplantae, Streptophyta, Magnoliopsida, Cucurbitales, Cucurbitaceae. The record is from RefSeq and is a predicted model, not a curated record.
GUAUUGUAUAUAAAUUAGGGAGCUACUCCAUUCUCAUAUUCUCAAUCAAUAUUAUUAGAUAGAUAAUCGCAUGAUGUCUCAAACGAAGUUUGUGUCUAAUUGGAAGGGUAUUGGAUCAGUUCCAGAAACUUAUGUGUGUCCUCCAGAGAAGAGGGUUGGCGUCUCGGUGAAGAAGAAGAUUCCAGUGAUCGAUUUGGCAACAGAAGAUCGAGAUCUUCUCUCCAAAAAAGUUCUCGAUGUCUCUCAAGAGUUUGGGUUUUUCCAGGUAAUAAACCAUGGUGUCUCAAAAGCAUUAGUAGAAGAGACAAUGAGGGUGUCGAGGGAGUUUCAUGCCAUGUCAUCAGAAGACAAAGAGAUGGAAUGUUCAAAAGAUCCAAAUAAAAGUUGUCUAAUUUAUUCAAGCACUCCAAAUUAUGAAAAAGAAGAGCUUCAUCUCUGGAAAGAUUCUUUGAGGUUAAUAUGUUAUCCUAAUUUGAACAAAAAUGUUCAGUUUUGGCCUCAAAAUCCCCCUAAAUUCAGGGAGGUGAUGGAAGCAUAUUUAGUGGUUAUGAAAAAGUUUUCUUUAGAGAUAUUAGAGGUGUUAAGUGAAGGGCUGGGGCUUGAGAAAGAAUAUUUUAGUGGUGGAAUGAGUAAUAACCCAGAAUUCUUGGUACACCAUUACCCACCAUGCCCAAACCCUAGCUUGACUCUGGGGUUGAACAAACAUGCUGAUCCAACAGUCAUCACCAUCUUGUUUCAAGAUGUCAAUGGCCUUCAAUUCCUCAAAGACGGUGAAUGGAUUGAUGUUGAUCCUCUUCCUGAUGCCUUUCUCGUUAAUCUUGGCUAUGUUUUUGAGGUGAUUAGCAAUGGGAAGAUGAAAGCAGCAGAACAUCGAGUUGUGACAAAUACGACAACAUCUCGACAAAGCUUAGCAUAUGGAGUUUAUCCUGAAAAUAAUAUGACUAUAGAACCAUCAAAAUGUUUCAUAAAUGAAGCCAACCCUCCACAUUAUCGCACCCUCGAGUUCAAAGACUUCGUCAACAAACUUAGGUCUAAGCAUCCUGACAGGGAGAUGGCAAUGAAGUUUAUUAGCUUCAACCAACCUUACUGAGUUACCAAAGUAAAAUUGUUAACGUUUCUUUGGUGAAUUAUAUUACUAUAUUUUGUAAUGUAAUAGAUGAACUACUUUAUGUUACUAUGAGAAGUGGGGUCAUUAUAUGUUGUUGUAAUGUACUACAAAAAUAAAAACUUAUGACAUCACUACACUAUUCUUAUGUAAGAAAAAAAUUGUAAGAAACAUCAUAUACGCUGUCAUAUAAAUUAUGAAAAGAAAAGUUCUAUA